GUUUUAACACACACCGGCCUCGGCGGCCUCACCAUUGCCAUGCCAGUCAGCCGAUUUCCUGUUACGACAGUUCAAAACCAAAACACGAAAAAGUAGUCGCAUUGAGAGUUCCGUAGGUGCAACCAUGCGCACAAAUUCCUUUGUGAUGUUUGAAUCCAUGGAUUCACGAUGAGCACAGUUGGCGACAACCGGCGGAGACGUACAAGGAGCGCAGUCUGCUACAAGCUAACUGGAGGGCGAGGCGACGAGUCCACCGUGCUACGAUGCCUGAGCGAGGGCAACGCAGGACAAGAACAUGACAUGGAGGAGGAUACUGGAUUCUUCAAGCAAGGCGACUUGGAGAGAAAGGUCAUGGCCCCGCGCUACAGCCUGCUUCGGGAGAUAGGGAGGGGCACAUACGGUGUGGUGUACGAAGCAGUGGCCCGGAGGUCCGGUGCGAGGUUAGCCGUGAAAAAGCUACGGUGCGACGCACCGGAAAACGUUGAGCUCGCCCUUCAAGAGUUUUGGGCACUGACAAGUUUGGAGAAACGCCACCAAAAUGUCGUCCAACUGGAGGAGUGUGUGCUUCAAAGGAACGGAAUGGCCCAAAAAAUGAGCCACGGCAACAAGCGGUCCAAGCAAUAUUUGCGGCUAGUUGAGACGUCUCUCAAAGGUGAGAGAGUGUUGACGCCUCCAGAAGAGCCGUGUUACUUGUGGUUUGUCAUGGAGUUCUGUGAAGGAGGUGACCUCAACCAGUUCAUCUUGUCCCGACGGCCUGACUCGCGAACCAACAACAGCUUUAUGCUCCAACUUACCAGUGCUGUGGCUUUUUUACACGAGAACAAGAUUGUACACCGAGACCUCAAACCGGACAAUAUUCUCAUCUCCGAGAGAUCGGGAACUCCUAUUCUCAAGGUUGCAGAUUUUGGCCUGAGCAAAGUUUGCGCAGGUUUGGGAAACGUCACUGAGGGCAAGGAAGGCGACGACAAAAGUAAAACUAUCAACGUCAACAAGUUUUGGUUGUCAUCAGCUUGUGGCUCAGACUUCUACAUGGCUCCCGAAGUCUGGGAGGGCCACUAUACAGCCAAGGCUGACAUAUUUGCUUUAGGAAUCAUCAUUUGGGCAAUGUUGGAGAGAAUUACUUUUAUUGAUGCCGAGUCCAAGCGAGAGCUCCUCGGAACCUAUGUGAGACAAGGAGCAGAUAUCGUGCCGGUGGGCGAAGCGCUGCUAGAAAAUCCAAAGAUGGUACUAAACAUCCCCCAGAAACGCAGGUCAUGCAUGUCUGAUGGAGUGAAGAAGCUGCUGCUGGACAUGCUUGCCGUCAACCCUCAGGACCGACCAGAUGCUUUUGAGCUUCAGACAAGAAUGGACCAGGUGAUGUGUCCUGUCUGACUGUCAUCCUCAUCAUUUCUCAGACAUGCAUCUUUUACAUGGAGCUGCUACUUCACUGAAGUGUCCCUGUUGUAUGUGAUGACGGAAGAUAAAGGGGGAAACGUUUGUAUCUGCAGUUGAAUACUUGCAUUUGUUGACCUAAGAACUUUUGACUUAAAGUUUCAUCGCUAAUCCUGAUGGAGAAUUUGCAAUGCCUUGAAUGUUCUAAUAAAAGAAGAAACCUUUCA
Messenger RNA from Corythoichthys intestinalis (scribbled pipefish), 1598 nucleotides. RefSeq names its product serine/threonine-protein kinase 35-like. The transcript is spliced from 3 exons. Gene Ontology annotation, molecular function: ATP binding; protein kinase activity. Gene Ontology annotation, cellular component: cytoplasm; nucleus. Gene Ontology annotation, biological process: protein phosphorylation. The coding region runs from base 169 to 1371 and encodes 400 amino acids. NCBI's taxonomy places the organism in Eukaryota, Metazoa, Chordata, Actinopteri, Syngnathiformes, Syngnathidae. The record is from RefSeq and is a predicted model, not a curated record.